Molecule: messenger RNA, 474 nt
Organism: Colletotrichum chrysophilum
Lineage: Eukaryota; Fungi; Ascomycota; Sordariomycetes; Glomerellales; Glomerellaceae
Exons: 2
Coding region: 1-474 (157 amino acids)
Source: RefSeq, a predicted model, not a curated record
AUGCCGCGCAAGACCCAACCUAAGCCCGCCCUGGGUGGCAUUUCCCUCUUCGGGCAAGGGGCUCUUCGCGACCUCUCCGCCGCCGACGUGCGCAACGCGACUGCCAUCAUCAACGCGGUCCUUCGUGGAGAUGUCGACAGUGGUAGCCAAAAGGGCCUGAAGCCGCAGAAGGCACCUGGCACUGGAACUUCCCGGUUCGCUGAGGCCAGACGGGCCAAGACCGCUGCCAAAAAGGCGGAUAAGGAGGCUGAGGAGCGGAAGGUGGCCACUGCCAAGAAGGAAGAGGAGAAUCCAAAUGCGAAAGAGAUCGAGAAGGAGGAAGUCUUCGCCAAGGACGAGACGAGUGAGGAGGAGGCUGUGGUCGAGGGCAAGGUGAAGCAGGUGGAAAGCAACGAUGCCAUCACCCACGUCCCGACGAGACAAAUGUCAGACGUCGAGUUCGAGAACUUGUUAGUAAGGCUGCAAUUGUACUAG